AUGCACUGGCAACAGAGUGAGCGGUAUCUAUCUUCGGCUUAUGAAGGUGGGGGUGACUUGUCACCGGUAGCCCCCGCAGCAUCUCCCGGCUCACCCCGCGAUUGCACUUCCUGUCGAAAACGGGAGCCUCCAGAUGAUCCACCAGCCCCCCAGCCAGAAGACGCGUGUGCCGGUUGCGGAUCCAGGAUCACGGAUAGAUAUUAUUUGCUGGCUUUAGAACGACGCUGGCAUACGCCUUGCCUCAGAUGUUGCGAGUGCAAGAUGCCCCUUGACUCGGAACAGAGAUGUUAUGCCCGUGACAGCAAUAUUUUUUGCAAGAACGAUUAUUUCAGGUUAUACGGUUCAAAACGCUGUGCGCGUUGCAACACGCCGAUAUCUGCCUCAGAAUUGGUGAUGCGGGCGCGGGAUCUGGUGUUCCACGUGCACUGCUUCUCAUGUGCACUUUGCAGUACCCCUUUGACCAAGGGCGAUACUUUUGGUAUCAGGGAUUCUGCAGUUUAUUGCAGGCUGCACUAUGAAACCAUGCCAGACUAUGGGCCUCACAUGGCAGUGCCCGGUCCUCCGCAAAUGUGUCCUGGACCUUAUUCGGGGCCGCCACCGGGACCGCACUAUCCUCCCUAUCCAUCUCCUGAAUUCGCGCCAGUUGAACCCGAUGUUCCUAAAGGACCUUUUUUCAAUGGGUCAUCUGCACCACCGCCUCGACAGAAAGGCCGCCCGAGAAAAAAGAAGCCAAAGGAUCAAGAAAUAAUGACUGCAAAUCUUGAUCUGAAUGCGGAUUAUUUGGAGAUGGGAUUCCGGGGCGGCGGAGGUCUAGGCAGCACCUCGCGCACCAAGCGCAUGCGAACUAGCUUCAAGCAUCAUCAGCUACGCACUAUGAAGUCUUAUUUCGCCAUCAACCAUAAUCCAGACGCCAAAGACCUGAAACAGCUCAGUCAGAAAACAGGUCUACCUAAGAGAGUUUUACAGGUGUGGUUUCAGAACGCUCGCGCGAAAUGGCGGCGAAUGGUGACCAAGCAGGAAAACAAAAUGGCGGAGAAAUGCUCGCCAGAUGCGUCGCUAGAGAUGGACAUGUACCACGGGCCCAUGUCUUUACCUCCUCACAGUCCUCCGUACAGCGUUAUGGGUGGUCCUCCAAGCCCCAACUCCAUGGAUUGCCCAUAG
Parnassius apollo (apollo) is the source of this 1161-nucleotide messenger RNA. The record is from the annotation of a GenBank genome assembly. NCBI's taxonomy places the organism in Eukaryota, Metazoa, Arthropoda, Insecta, Lepidoptera, Papilionidae.